Messenger RNA from Carya illinoinensis, 752 nucleotides. Its product is annotated as protein SODIUM POTASSIUM ROOT DEFECTIVE 2-like. The record is from RefSeq and is a predicted model, not a curated record. The coding region runs from base 240 to 659 and encodes 139 amino acids. Gene Ontology annotation, molecular function: metal ion binding. The transcript is spliced from 2 exons. Lineage: Eukaryota; Viridiplantae; Streptophyta; Magnoliopsida; Fagales; Juglandaceae.
GAAAGGGCAACUUUCUUUUCUGGGGAAUCUUGGAUAUAAUCAUAUAUAAUGAUCUUAGUCGUCCUUAAUCUAUGUGCUAUUAAUCCCAUAUAAGGCAUUCGAUAACUGAAAUAAUAACCAUCAAUUACCAACUUAUAGUUCGGAAGCAACAAGAAUCCAAAUCGCUGUGGAUAUAAAAUAAUAAAAGCACAGAGCAGUACGUUAUUUGGAUGCGUGUUAACUUGUGCUAGCUUUCAUUAAUGGCGGACAUGCAGAUAGUUCCUGCUUCCAAGAAUGUGGAAGCACAGUACGUGGAGAUGAUGGUGCCUCUGUAUUCUUAUGGGUGUGAGAAGAAAAUAAAGAAGACCUUAUCCCAUCUCAAAGGGAUAUACUCAGUAAAUGUGGAUUAUAAUCAACAGAAGGUGACCGUGUGGGGAAUUUGUAACAAGUACAAUGUGUUAGCAACCAUAAGGGGAAAGAGAAAAGAAGCACGAUUUUGGAAUCCAGAAGACAACAUGAUCAAAAUAUUAGAAGAAUCGUCACAACCCCCAUCAUCACCACCACCAAAUUCGACUUCUCUAAGAUCAGACUUCAAGCAUUCUUUAGCCUUGAGUGCUAUGGCUCGGUCUCUAAGCUGGAAAACAUGGAGGAAAGUCUUCACUAGAUCCUAUUCCUUCUGAAAGGAUUUAUAUUACUUAUUUAUUUAAUUCCUUCUCACAGUGGAAAACGAAGAAUAUUGAGUGCAGAUUCAGCCAGCAAUUAAAACACAUUGC